AUGGCCCUGACCACAGAGUUGAGGACACAGCUACAACUGAGAGAGGUGGCAGGGAUCCCCCUGCAGGCUAGCACUGUGGACAACUGGAGCCAGAUCCAGAACUUUGAGGCCAAGCCAGAUGAUCUCCUCAUCUGUACCUACCCUAAAUCAGGGACCACGUGGAUUCAGGAAAUUGUGGACAUGAUUGAGCAGAAUGGAGAUGUGGAGAAAUGUCAGAGAGCCGUAAUUCAACACCGCCAUCCAUUCAUCGAGUGGGCUCGGCCACCCCAGCCUUCUGGGGUGGAAAAAGCCAAAGCAAUGCCCUCUCCACGGAUACUAAGGACUCACCUUCCAGUUCAGCUCUUGCCUCCAUCUUUCUGGGAAAAUAACUGCAAGAUAACCUACUUGGCAAGGAAUGUCAAAGACAACACAGUGUCCUGCUAUUACUUCCACAGGAUGACCACUCUCACUGGCCCUGGAACAUGGAAUCAGUACUCUGAAGCAUCUGUGAAAGGGGAGAUGCACAGGGGUUCCUGGUAUGACCAUCUAGAGGGAGAGAACUGUCAAAGGAUUGUUCAGCACACUUCACUCACAGUUAUGAAGACAAACCCAAUGACCAGCUACAAAACCUUGUCUUCUAAAGUUGUGAACCUCUACAUCUCCCCAUUUAUGAGAAAAGGGAUAAUGGGAGAUUGGAAGAGUUACUUCAAAGCACAGAAUGAGAGGUUCAGUGAAGACUGUGAGAGGAAGAUGCCUGGCACUUCUCUGACCUUCCACACGGAACUCUACAGAGAGGAAGACAAAAUCUAG
Molecule: messenger RNA, 789 nt
Organism: Panthera uncia (snow leopard)
Lineage: Eukaryota; Metazoa; Chordata; Mammalia; Carnivora; Felidae
Product: sulfotransferase 1C2-like
Biological process (GO): sulfation
Cellular component (GO): cytoplasm
Molecular function (GO): sulfotransferase activity
Source: RefSeq, a predicted model, not a curated record